AUGAAACUGACUCAUGCCGGUAUCCUAGAAGCUCCAGUUUAUUACGUGGAUCAUUUCCAUAAGAAAUAUGACAUAGAUAGAGUUGUUAUUUUAAGAGAUAAGAGUAUUGUCAAUGAUCAUGAAGUUAUGCCUGAAACUCUAAAAAUUCUUCCAGAUUCAACAAAUGUAUUGGACUUCACACAUAAUAAUCUGAAUGAAUUCCCGCCAUUAGGUGAUCACCUGUCCAUCCACACGCUUCUUUUAUCAAGAAACCAAAUAAAUAAAUUGAAUGGUUCAAGGCUGCCCAAGAACUUGAAAAAUUUGGUUCUUGCGAUGAACAGGAUAGACAGUCCAGAACAACUUUAUGGAUUAAAAAGCAGUCCUAAGAGUUUGGAGAACUUGAACUUACGUGGGAAUAUCGUUUGCCAUUUAGCAGGAUACAGAGAACUUGUUAUUUCGUUGUGUCCUGGACUAAAGGUACUCGAUGGGGAAAGAAUUACAUUAUCCGAGCGUAAAUGUGUUACAUCGGUAACACCCAGUGGCAGGCAACCAGCUGGACUUGUUUCCAAGGUGCUUCGAUCAGAUGAAAAAGAGAUUCAACUAAUGGAUCAUGUGUUCAAUAAGUUGGAUGCGUCUACCAAAGAGAAGGUCAAACAGCUACUUUCUCAGGCGACCACCUUAGCAGAAGUUGAAAGUCUCGAAAAGUUAUUAUCAGGUGGUGUAUAA
Messenger RNA from Eremothecium cymbalariae DBVPG#7215, 705 nucleotides. RefSeq names its product U2 snRNP complex subunit LEA1 (gene LEA1). The record is from RefSeq and is a predicted model, not a curated record. NCBI's taxonomy places the organism in Eukaryota, Fungi, Ascomycota, Saccharomycetes, Saccharomycetales, Saccharomycetaceae. Gene Ontology annotation, biological process: mRNA splicing, via spliceosome. Gene Ontology annotation, cellular component: U2 snRNP. The coding region runs from base 1 to 705 and encodes 234 amino acids. The transcript has a single exon. Gene Ontology annotation, molecular function: protein binding; U2 snRNA binding.